AUGGGCGUUCGGUAUGUUGCUGGCAACGAGUUCCAUCAACCACGAUACUUACGUUAUACCGACCUAUCAAUUUUGAAGUUUUUGCAUACACGACCAACAGUGGUUGCCCAUAACCUUCCCUAUAAAACUCCCCUCCCAAUCGAGGAAUCCAGUAGUGGGUUGUUGUCGUCUGCGUUCGAAGCUGGAGUGAUUAGCCUGUUAACCACUGGUUUUGACAUGCUACGCGAACCUCUACCAACUGCAGACAGUGGCGAAUCUGUACCUAUUAUAGAGAGGUGCAGACAGCAGCUAGCACCUGUUCUUCUUAUGUCUGCCAAAUCUCAAGACUCUUCGACAACUCUUGAUAUCAAACAGUGUGCAGCCAUGCUCACUGAUAAUCAUUGCCGCGAGUUUCUGCAACAAGCUAGAGAUAUGAAACUUCAAAUGGAUGCCCUUGCCCCGCACCUACCGGAUGUCGCAGCUGAUGCACACAUCAACAAGGAGGACGUAGAGCGCAGCAUGGAAGAACAUGAUGAAUCCACUCGGAAUACACGUGUUCGGCUAGAUUCAGCAGAUGGCACGUUAUAUGCCGCGUCGCGGAAGGAUAGCGAAGCUACAAGGGUAGAUCUGCCCAUUGACCACAAGGCUUCUACACCUGCCCAGGAUUUCAAUCAGAACAUUGUCAUGGACUUUACACCCCCAGUCAAGCAGAACAUGGAAAAUGAUGAAGCUUCAUCCCCACAUAACCGUAACUCAGCAGAUGUUCAAACAUCUUCUGCUCCCCCACAUCAAAUGAAUGCAUCGUCAUCGAAUACUGUGGAAGACAUCGAAAUGACCACAUCUCCAACAUGUCACUCAGCAAACUCAGUACCAUCUCCAGCAGAUGCUCAGAACCUAGCAACAUGUUCCUCCGCCGACUCCCAUACCUCAUCGCCGUCAUUGAAUAUGUCAACCCUCUCUAUGCCCGGAACCUGGUUCAGACGUCAGGGUCUCACUCGGCCUGGCAUACUCAACGUCGAUUUUAUGGUGGGAGAUCGCAUUAUUCCCGCGUCUUCAUCAAAUAGCGCCCCAAACCCUCCCUUGGUCGUGAAACUUUCUUGUUUCCGCAAGGAUCCUCAUCAUGAGCUCCAGGAAGAUGAUAGCUUCGAAACCACUCUUGUCAAAGUCAGGAAUACGGCAGAGGAUUGGCCUACCAAAGGCUUCCUCGUGGUACAAUUGAACGUUGAAAGCGCCAAUGGCAGGUCCUGGCUUCCCUAUGAUUUGCUUCUGCUACAGGAAAAAGGGGCAUUGAACGUGACUUCGUCCAUCACGCCUGGUAACAACACGAUGCGUCUGAUACACCUCGGCGAUCUAUCCGACUUUACCUUUGUUCUGUACGCUCUCCCGGCAGAGCCUCCAAAAAGGGAGGAGCCCUGGAGACGACGAUGCUGGGCAUCUAAAGUCCGGCCAGCCACAGAGAUACCAUCCAACAAUACUAUUCACAAGUAUGCAAACUUACCAGUUACCGCAUCAUAG
Suillus paluster is the source of this 1494-nucleotide messenger RNA. RefSeq lists its product as uncharacterized. Bases 1 to 1494 code for a protein of 497 amino acids. Lineage: Eukaryota; Fungi; Basidiomycota; Agaricomycetes; Boletales; Suillaceae. The record is from RefSeq and is a predicted model, not a curated record. The transcript has 3 exons.